Cavenderia fasciculata is the source of this 945-nucleotide messenger RNA. RefSeq names its product cAMP receptor-like protein (gene crlA). Gene Ontology annotation, biological process: cell surface receptor signaling pathway; adenylate cyclase-activating G protein-coupled receptor signaling pathway. Gene Ontology annotation, molecular function: G protein-coupled receptor activity. Lineage: Eukaryota; Evosea; Eumycetozoa; Acytosteliales; Cavenderiaceae. The transcript has 3 exons. Bases 1 to 945 code for a protein of 314 amino acids. Gene Ontology annotation, cellular component: plasma membrane. The record is from RefSeq and is a predicted model, not a curated record.
AUGAUAGAUCAAUUUUAUAUAUCAACUAAUAGUCAUAGUAAUAGUAAUAGUUCAAAUGGUACAUCAUCAUCAUCAACGGCGACGACAACAACAACAACAACUACAACAACAGAACAAUUCACAGAUGAACAAAUAGCAUCAUUGGACAAGAUAGUUUAUGUGACAAGUUCACUUGGAUGUGCAGGCGCAUUGUUUAUCAUUGUAUCAUAUCUACUAUUUAAAGACAUUCGAUCGUUUGCGACAAAGUUGAUAUUCUAUCUUUCUCUUUCCGAUUUAAUGUCUGCGCUGUCGUAUCUACCGUUUGGACGUCGAAGCAAUGUAUUGUGUGAUAUGCAAGGUAUGGGAUUACUCUUCUUUUUGACGUCAUCCUACUUUUGGACCAUGUGUAUCUCUAUAUCGUUGUUUUUGGUCUUUUUCACCAACCGUUACGAACUAAACUAUCUCCUCCGCUACUAUCACUAUGUAUGCUGGGGUAUUCCUCUCUUUUCAACAUCGGUCUCUUUGAUUUUUGGCGCAUAUGGUCGGACGGGCUCAUGGUGCUUUAUCGCAGACCCAACCAGUUUCUUUAGGCUCUUUUAUUAUCUUCCUCUUAUUGUAGUUUUCUUUGUUAAUCUUGUAGUUUUUAUUUGUAUUAGAUGGAAAGUAUCACAACAUUCAAAUUCAUUAGUUUCCAAAGUUAAUAUUAUAGUAUCAUUUUAUUUGUUGGCAUUUGCAUUGUCACAGUUGCCAACGAUCAUCAAUAUCUAUGGAUUCAAUGAAGGAUUUGUCAGUCACUAUGUAGAGUUUUUCGAGCGACAUGUCUUUAGAUGUCGCAAAUCAAGAGAGAUGAGACAAAUCGAAGUCGACACUACCAGUCUCUUGGUGGAUUAUGAAAACAGUGAUGAAGAAUCAAGUACUACAAAUAUGGAUCGUUUCAUCAUUGACGAUUAUUCUUCUCAUCUUUAA